Molecule: messenger RNA, 384 nt
Organism: Puccinia triticina
Lineage: Eukaryota; Fungi; Basidiomycota; Pucciniomycetes; Pucciniales; Pucciniaceae
Exons: 2
Coding region: 1-384 (127 amino acids)
Source: RefSeq, a predicted model, not a curated record
AUGUCCCAGCCUCGCCGACGCCGUCCUUGCACUUCUACCCAUCCUGAGCUCCUUGCCCUGACCAAGCCAUCCGGUCAGUUCAAGCUGCUUGCCCGGAAGAACAAAGGCUGUCUGCGGGCCAUCGUCAGCACCAUCUCAUCCGUGCCGUCCUUGACACCCAGCCCAGUCUCGCCGACACCUUCCUUGCCCUUCUACCCAUCCCAAGCUCCUCGCCCUGACCAAGCCAUCCGGUCAGUUCAAGCUGCUGGCCCGGAAGAACGAACGCUGUCCACAGGCCAUCAUCAGCACAAGCUCAUCUAUGCCGUCCUCAACACCCAGCCCAGUCUUGCCGAUGCUGUACUUGCCCUGCUACCCAUUCCAAGCUCCCUGCAUCUUCCUCCUUGA